Schizophyllum commune H4-8 is the source of this 1599-nucleotide messenger RNA. Its product is annotated as HlyIII-domain-containing protein. The record is from RefSeq and is a predicted model, not a curated record. Gene Ontology annotation, molecular function: signaling receptor activity. Lineage: Eukaryota; Fungi; Basidiomycota; Agaricomycetes; Agaricales; Schizophyllaceae. The transcript has 5 exons. Gene Ontology annotation, cellular component: membrane. Bases 1 to 1599 code for a protein of 532 amino acids.
AUGGCCACUUUGACAGCGAGCAGUAAACCGGUCCCCCACCGCGCCCUCAGCGACACGGGCCCGCGACGCGCACGGCCGCGCAAACGGUUGCGGCGCAUGUCGACCUCCGCGGUGGGAAGGUCGCCGCGAGUGCAGUUGCGGCACCCGCUGCCGCACUCGCUCGAGGCGCUCGACCUGUCCUCGAAUUCGCCCACCCAGUCCCUCGCCUCCCUCCGCGUUCUCAUCCUCACCUACCUCGCCGAUCUCGAGGCGCGCCUGGCCGAGUACGAGUCCCCCGACCUGAUCGCACUGGGCGGCGGCACGUUCGACGAGAUGCGCGACUGGGCGCGCACGGCGCUCGACAAGCUGGAGUCCAUCCGCCAAGACGUAUCCGCCGCCCUCCCCGAGUUCCAUCUGCCCGACCUGCCCUCGCUCGACGACGUGCGGAGCCACCUGCCCGACUCAGACGACCUGUCGCAGCGGCUGUACUCGAAGUUCGACGACGUGCGCGCCGCGCUGCAGGACAUCGACCUCUCGCAGCCGAGCAGCUUUCUCCCCACGCUUCCGAGCCGUAUCCAGGAUCUCCAAGCGCACUUGGCGGACAUCCAGCGGCGUGCCGGCAUUCCCGCGCCGAUCGCCGUGCUAUACGACCUGCUAGACGCGCUGCGCUCGUCCGAGGUCGUCGCCACGCUCAUCCGCAUGGCCGAGGAAGAGGAGGAGCGGGUGGAGGACAUGGUCGACUACGCGACCCGGGAGGUUCGCAAAGCAGUCACUCGCUCGUUGGAGGGCAUGCGCCUUAUCCAGUACUCCGACCUCCCAGAGCGCUGGAGGAGCAAUCCCUUCGUUACCCAUGGCUAUCGAUUUAUACCCCUAGAAAGAUGGCACUUGAUUGUGUUAUCGCUGUUCGCGUUCCAUAACGAAACUCUCAAUAUUCAUACUCACCUCAUCCCCUUUGUGCUCUGGGGUGUCAAUUCGCUACCCUUCCUUAAAGCGGAUCUUCCUGACCUCCCCGAACGCAUCUUCAUGUCCUUUGCUCUUCUCUGCUUAUUCAGCAGUGCGGUUUGGCACACGAUGUCCGGUUGUGCUCAUUUUGCGAGCAUGGAAUUCUGCGCUCGAAUAGACUACGUUGGCAUCGGAUGGUUGAUCAGCGCCAGCGUCGGAACUGUUGUAUACUAUGGCUUCCAAGAUCCUCAAUAUCAUUACCUUCGCAACGGUUUCCUCACGCUUUGCUUCUGCACGGGGCUUGCGGGCAAUGUCUUCCCGUUUAUGAACUGGUUCAACGAGUACAAAUACAGGGGCUACCGUAUACUCUUCUUCUUGACGCUGGCUUUCUCUUCCUUGGCGCCGCUGGCUAUGCUGGCAAAUCUGUACUCAUUUGGCGCUAUGAUGGGAUUCAUCAGUCCAAUCAUCCCAUCCUUGCUAUCCUACGUCGCCGGACUAGUCUUCUACGCCACGCACAUUCCCGAGCGGUGGAUGUCGCCAAAGUGGACGCAGCGCCUGGACUGCAUUGGCGGCGGCUCGCACUGCAUUUGGCAUCUGUUCAUCGUGCUCGCCGUUAGCCAACACAGGGGAGCGAUCAGUUACUUGAAGCAUGGGAUUGCGGGGGAGGUGCAGUUUUGA